This is a messenger RNA of Oncorhynchus mykiss (rainbow trout), 2145 nucleotides long. Lineage: Eukaryota; Metazoa; Chordata; Actinopteri; Salmoniformes; Salmonidae. The record is from RefSeq and is a predicted model, not a curated record.
ACUAUCAGAAUAAAUCAUGAUUUGCAGAGCAGAAACUUGCAGAGCAGAAACUUGACGAACCCACUUGUUGGAAAGGUGGCAUCCUAUGAAGGUGCCACGUUGAUAGUCACUUAGUUAGCAUGAUGUAACUGAGACAAAGUCUCCCUCAACUUGAAGAAGUAUAGUUCAUAAUUCAGUUCAGAUGGACAUUUCUAAACGUCUAUGGAAUGUUCAUAUGGAAUGCCACUAUUCAUUUUGACUGCAUGUGCUCUAGUGCAUACCCCAUAAGGCCCUACAAAGGCAAAAAGCAGUAACUACGUAAUUUAUUUUACUGCUAAAUCUGACUUCAAAGUCUUUUUCUGUCUAGACAGAUAGCAAUUUCUGAUUCCCCAUGAUAUUUUCUGAUCAACUGGCUUGCUCUUGUGUCAGUAAACCAAAUACCACAUUAAUCAGAUAGUACACCUGGCCAGUACAACAGAUCAAAUUUGUAGUUACUGAAAUUUUCCAUUGUAGGGCAGCAUAAAUUUAUACAGUUUCAUCAUUUUCCAUACUGUCAACUUUAGUUAUCUAAAGUUCUAUCAAAGUUAACUUUAAAUAGUUAUCCUAUUUCCAAUGUAAAAUAGCCUUUGAGAGACCAAAACAUCACCCAUGCUAUAUUUUCCAUAUUAAAAUGCUCAGUUGAGUAAAUGUACCUUUUCUCUCAUCUCUAAUGAUCAGUAAGGCUGAAGGACAGGUUAGGUGGGCACAGCAACAUCCAAUCCUGUCACACAUUACAUCAUGUUUUCAUGCAUGAUAUGUUAAUCUAACCGUUUGUGUGUGUGUGUGCGCGUGUGUGUGCAAAGAGACUCCAGAGGAGGGGAGUUUCUGUCAGGAUAAAUAGAGAGGCAGAGCUCAGAGUUUGUCAGAAGGCGGACCUGACAGGGUCACACACAGGACCAAGCAGGAGCAGAACCUCAGCAUUUUUACAUUUUAUUACAAAUGGAGAAACAUGAAGAUGUUCAAUACUGUUUUCAAGACAGAAACUCUUCUUGCAGAAAGGCUUUGCUAUCGACAUCUAUCUACAUAACACUGUACAUCUUCUUCUCAUUGAUUUCAGCAGUUACAAUAUUUUUGAACCUACUGGUGAUCAUCUCCAUCUCUCACUUCAAGCAGCUCCACACUCCAACCAACCUGCUCAUCCUCUCUCUGGCUGUGUCAGAUCUCCUGGUGGGACUGAUUGUGAUACCAGUAACGACUGUAGCAAUAAUGGAAUCAUGCUGGGGUUUUGGGGAAUAUUUCUGUGUGUUUCGUUUAUAUAUGGCUUUUUUAUGUACUUCUUUAUCUCUGGGCAAUUUGGUCUUGAUAUCUUUUGACCGCUAUGUUGCUGUGUGUGAUCCCUUAUUGUACCACUCUAAAAUAACAACAACAAGAAUUAUGUGUUUUAUAUCCAUUACCUGGUGUUGUUGUAUCAUAUACCGUGCUGCUAUUGUAAAAAAUAUUGUCAAUGUACUGGUACCCAGUAGGUGUUUGAAAGAAUGUUUAACUGUAGCAAUAACAUCAAGUAAUAUCAUUGACAUUGUAAUUACAAUGGUUGUCCCGUGCUCUAUUAUUAUAACUAGUUAUAUGAAAAUCUUUGCGGUGGCCAGAUCACAGGCCAGAAAGGUAUUUUCAAAAGAGGCUGCCAGUGUGUCUGGUGUUAAAACUGUACAGACAAAUAAGUCUGAGAGAAAAGCAGCAAAAACUGUUUCUAUUGUUGUUUUCAACUAUCUAAUUUGUUGGAUUCCAUCUCUAUUUCCUUUCCUUUUUGUAUCUUUUUUAGGUGAAAAUGUUUUAUCCUUUAUCAUCAGCUUUCUGCCACUUGUUAAUUCCCUAAUUAAUCCAAUCAUUUAUGCUUUGUUUUAUCCAUGGUUCAAAGUGACGGCUAAACUUAUUUUAACUCUGAACUUAAGGCGUUCAUGGUUCCUAUGUUUUAUUCCUACAUUUGACUAACAGGUUUGAUAUAGUUAUGUUAUACAAUUGUUGUAAUUGCUUCUUUCAUGUAACAAUACACUGACGUGACUUAUCUCAGUGUUUUCAUCAUAGGUACAUGUGGUGUUGAUACAGAAUGAUUUGGCUGGAUUGAAUUGGAGAAGGCAUAAGAAGGGAUAAGCUUUUUUUUUUUUUUUAAAUAAAAGACGUUGUAGUCAU